AUGAAAGUGGCAGUGGAGAUAUUGACAGGAAGCCUCUUCCAUGUUGAUGUAAAGGACGACGACAAUGCCGCCACAGUUGCUGAUCUCAAACAAGCAAUCGCAAGCCAACAGAAGCUACCCUUUGAUCGCUUGAUCCUGCUGCAGGGAGAUGGAGAGGAGGAAGAAGCUCCUCUAGAUGAUGACUCGCCACUUGCUGAUUAUGGGAUUCACGAUGGAUCUCACAUUUACCUCUUCUUUAAGUUGUUGGAUGAUGGCUCCUCCCACAACUUCGUUUUCACUAGCCCCGAGGCCGCCUUUUGA
Molecule: messenger RNA, 300 nt
Organism: Linum tenue
Lineage: Eukaryota; Viridiplantae; Streptophyta; Magnoliopsida; Malpighiales; Linaceae
Source: the annotation of a GenBank genome assembly